Punica granatum (pomegranate) is the source of this 1810-nucleotide messenger RNA. The record is from RefSeq and is a predicted model, not a curated record. Lineage: Eukaryota; Viridiplantae; Streptophyta; Magnoliopsida; Myrtales; Lythraceae.
GUACUAGUUCACAUUUGUUGGAUAAAGAACUUGGUUAUAAGUACACUAUUGAAUACAAGAUUAAUAAAAAUCUAUGCUUUUGUCAUAGAAAAAUAUGACUUAUAAACCAAAUAAAGAAUCCUAUAUAAACCUCAGUGAGGAUUGAAAGUUUAUCCUCGAUAGAAUUGUUAUGGCUCUCAAAAAGAUCACAUGGAAAUCCCUCCUCCCUAUCUGUUUAAAGUCCCAGAAGAAUCCCAAGGACCCCGACAAAUCCAAUGUAUCGAAACAAAACUCUCUGCUGAGGCUGUCGCUAUCCGACCUCAGUAAUCGGAGCUCGCCGCUUUCGAUGAGUGACCUGUCGAUUUCCUUGGUGAACCUCCACAUUUUCACACUCACGGAGUUGAAAGAGAUCACUCACGGCUUCUCGAAGAGCUAUUAUCUCGGAGAAGGGGGGUUUGGAACCGUGUACAAGGGGUUCGUCAAAGAGAAGCUGAGGCCGGCUCUGAAGGCUCAGGUCGUGGCCGUCAAGAUGCUCGACUUGGAUGGUACACAAGGUCAUCGGGAAUGGCUGGCCGAAGUGAUCUUUCUCGGACAGCUGAGGCACCGGCAUUUGGUCAAUCUGAUCGGAUAUUGUUGCGAGGACGAACAUAGGCUUCUCGUGUACGAGUACAUGGAAAAUGGCAACUUAGACGAACAACUAUUCAAAAAAUAUUCUUCAGUCUUGCCUUGGCUUACAAGAAUGAAAAUCGCAAUCGGAGCGGCAAGAGGCCUCGCUUUCCUCCAUGAAGAAGAGAAGCCGGUGAUCUAUAGAGAUUUCAAAGCCUCAAAUGUCUUAUUAGACUCGGACAAUAAUGCCAAGCUCUCGGACUUUGGGCUGGCGACGGACGGUCCAGAAGGAGAUGAAACGCACGUCACAACACGGGUCAUGGGCACAAAAGGCUACGCCGCCCCGGAGUACAUAUCUACUGGCCACCUGACCACCAUGAGCGAUGUGUACAGUUUUGGAGUGGUGCUCCUUGAGCUACUGACGGGCCGGAGAUCAGUUGACAAGACCCGACCAAGCAGGGAGCAGGACCUAGUGGAGUGGGCACGACCAAUGCUCAAGGACGCCCACAAGUUGGAGAGGAUCCUGGACCCGAGACUGGAGGGUCGAUACUCGACCGAGGGGGCAAGGAGGGCAGCCUUGCUAGCUUACCAUUGCUUGAGCAUCAAUCCCAAGUCCAGGCCCCCCAUGGCAAAUGUGUUGAAGACCUUGGAAGCAAUUUUGGACUUUGAUGAUGUUCCCGUUGGACCAUUUGUCUACAUUGUUCCUUCGGAAGGUAAUGCCAAUGACUUGGAAAAAUGUGGGAAAGGGAAUGAACUGAAAAACAAUGAUUAUGGUGAAGGCAAUGAAGAAGGUGAGGUGAAGAAGCCGGAAAAACGAGUCAAGGGUCAUCACCGUCGACGAAAAGGUCAUAGGCACAGGCACAAGCUCAGGUCGUCGCGGUCCCGAGCCGUCUUCUCAGACAGUGCCCUGUACUCGACUCUCGGGUCAAGUCUCUACUCUCCAUGGAAGUUCGAUAAGCUGGGCGAAGAAAAAUAGUUCAGAAGAGCUUAACUUAAUCCAAGUCAAACGAACCAUAAUAAUAGGGAUUGUUUUACUUUUAUCUUAUUUUUAUUGUGCUCUUUCUAUUAUAUAUAUAUAUAUAUAUAUAUUUUUUUUUUUUUUUUGUUUAGUGUAAUCGAUAGUUGUGGAAUUUGGCUUUGUAGCUAUGACUUCUUGUUAGUUGUUAUUCCACUAGUGAAAGGAAGGAAAAGGAAACAGUUAUAGGGUGCAUGAGCUUUGGAUAGU